Molecule: messenger RNA, 1815 nt
Organism: Cuscuta campestris
Lineage: Eukaryota; Viridiplantae; Streptophyta; Magnoliopsida; Solanales; Convolvulaceae
Source: the annotation of a GenBank genome assembly
CGUCUACCCGAGCACUGCAACGCCGCUGGAUAUCCGUUGCCGGCGAGCAAACACCACUGACUUCCACAUGAGCAUUAGAGUACCUUAUCAUCCAGAGACUGAAUAAAAGGCCGGGAGCGCUUAGGAUUGAAUUCACGUGUCAUGCUAUCAAAUGCAGACUUUCUUCUGCAGAACUCUGUGUUCAAUUGGGAGGAGCUUCCCAGUAAUCGCUCCCAGGACGGGUUAUGUUAACAGAUACACCUCCACUGGGUUGUUCAUCAAUUACUCUCAAUCUGGAAGUUUUAAAAAGGGUUAUUGUUCUUUAUCUUCCAACAGUACUAUUUCUGGUGUUAUUACUGAAAGGGAAAGAAAAAUUCAAAAUAAUGUAUUAUCGGAUUCCAAUGUUCAUGAUAAAUGUGGGAUAGUUGAAUCUCACUCCGGGAAUGGGAGAGUAAUGCUAAUUGAUGGGACGUCUGUUAUAUACCGAGCUUACUACCGGCUUCUUGCUAAACUGCACCAUGGUCACCUUUCCCAUGCUGAUGGCAAUGGAGAUUGGGUCUUAACUAUAUUUACAGCCUUGUCACUUAUUAUUGACGUGUUGGAAUUUGCUCCUUCACAUGUGGUGGUUGUUUUUGACCAUUAUGGAUUUCCAUUUGGUCAUACAUCUGUGACACCCAAUCAAAAUAUUAUUGCAAAAGGCAUCAAUUUUCGUCACAACUUAUACCCUGCAUACAAAAGCAAUCGCCCUCCUACACCUGAUACUAUUGUGCAAGGACUUCAGUUUCUGAAAGCAUCCAUAAAAGCAAUGUCAAUCAAAGUGAUUGAGGUCCCUGGGGUCGAAGCCGAUGAUGUAAUUGGGACAUUGGCUGCUAGGAGUGUAGAUGCUGGUUACAAGGUUAGAGUUGUCUCUCCAGACAAAGAUUUUUUCCAGAUUCUAUCCCCUUCAUUGCGUCUUUUGCGAAUUGCUCCCCGUGGGUUUGAGAUGGUUUCAUUUGGGAUGGAAGAUUUUGGUAAGAAGUACGGAGGAUUGCAGCCUCCACAAUUUGUUGAUGUAAUCUCACUUGUGGGUGAUAAGUGUGAUAAUAUACCUGGGGUCUCUGGGAUUGGAGACAUUAAUGCUACACAGCUUAUCAUGAAAUUUGGUACACUUGAAAACUUGCUUGAUUGUGUUGAACAAGUUGAGGAUGGGAAAAUCAGGGAGGCAUUAAUAUCAAAUGCUGAACUUGCCAUACUAAGUAAGAAUCUGGCUUUGUUACGUUGUGAUCUUCCAUAUUACAUGGUCCCUUUUGCCCCCAACGAUAUGUUAUUCAGGAAGCCAGUAGACAAUGGGGAGAAGUUUACGAGCCUAUUGAGAGCGAUAAGUGCUUAUGCUGAAGGGUUUUCUGCGGAUUCCAUCAUUCAAAGAGCAUUUUGUCUUUGGAAGAAGCUGGAAAGGCAACAGAUGUGAUGAACUUGGCUCUACUGUCUCAAAGUUGCUGAUGGAUGGAGACUUCUCUUCUUUUGCUGGCUGUAGUCACAAAGCACAGAGGUUUUUUUUAGGUUUUGUUAUUUUAGCAUGUGUGCGAAGGACUCAACGGUGAUGUGAUUCUUGCUAGGUCAAGUUUACAACGAGUUAAAGAAAAGUGUUAAAAAGUAAAAAAGUUAGUAAUUGUAAUUUAUUUACAAGGUCGUGAGACACUUGUUGCUUUCCUUAACAAGAAAGUGGAAAAUCCUAAAUUUUAUUUUGUGACAUCCCAAAAUUGAAAGUGUAAAUUUUAUUUUGGAACAAAACAUGUACCGAAUAUGUCAUUAACAAAUAAUAUUACUCCCUCCUUCCAAUGAAAAGAGUCUAGUUUU